Cutaneotrichosporon cavernicola is the source of this 2187-nucleotide messenger RNA. RefSeq lists its product as uncharacterized. NCBI's taxonomy places the organism in Eukaryota, Fungi, Basidiomycota, Tremellomycetes, Trichosporonales, Trichosporonaceae. Gene Ontology annotation, molecular function: RNA polymerase II cis-regulatory region sequence-specific DNA binding; DNA-binding transcription factor activity, RNA polymerase II-specific. The transcript is spliced from 5 exons. Bases 1 to 2187 code for a protein of 728 amino acids. Gene Ontology annotation, biological process: regulation of transcription by RNA polymerase II. The record is from RefSeq and is a predicted model, not a curated record.
AUGGUCGACCUCCGAGCCAGUAGCCGAUCUGGUGCACCGCGGACCCCCGGAGACGAUGUUGCAGCUCUGGCAUCUGGCCCAUCGACCCAGACAUCCCGCCAUCCAUCACCACGCAAGAACGGAAGAGUCUUACCAACACCAGACUCACUCUCCCCAUCAACAUCAAAGCAUUCACCCCGUCUCCCACCCAACUUUGAGCCGACCCACCAACUACCCCCUGCACUCCCUUCACGAUACUCGUAUCCGCCACAAUCACCCUACCGCCCUGGUCAGUACCAGCAGUCGGAGUGUGCACCUUCAGAGCGCACUCGUAUCGGCCGUGCCGGCACUAGGCUAUUCCAGGAGGACGACGAUGGCAACGUGCCCACCAGUGACGAUCUCGCCAGCUCUUCACCACUCCAGCCCGCAUUUGAGCCCAAGAUGGUCCUGCGUAACGGGGCGAGUGUCGAUCUCAUCUCAUGGCUCCGCACAAACUUCCAUCACCAGCCGCCGCCCCACACCCCGGUGACCUCGGUGAUGAACCUGAACCAUGUCCAGCGGCUACUACAGGAGCGCUUCCCUCGGGUACCCGACCAGGUUGAGUUGAAGCGCGCCGUCCUCGCCGCCUUCCCUCACUCACAAUGGGACGAGCCACUGCAGCACUCGGCACCGGAACCGCCGAUCAUGCGUGGCCUGGCAUGGAUCGGCCGGGACGUCGCAGAAGAGGACGAUGACACGCCGGGCCGCACCCGGCCGAUCCAACGGCGCCCGAGGCUAGACGCCAACGACAAUGGCCAGAGCCGGAGUCCUACAAACUCGCCGCUCCUGUCACCAGACUCGAGCAGCACUCGUCGCGCUAUGCCCGACACGCCUGCCCGCAGUGUGCUAGAUGAAUUUGCCGAGAUUGUCACCCGCACUCCGGGAGUCAAGGAGCGCAGCCUCGAGCCGCUCACCCUCCCUCUUCCCGCCCACGCGCCGACUGUACCCCAGUCCGUAGACCGAUCAUGGAGAAAGCGGCCAGCUUCGCAGUCGCCGGGCCGGGUCCGGAAGCGGCGCGCGUCGACCCCCGACGCCCUGCAAGAACUGCUCGAGGCUGCGGAGGCCAUCGAAGGCAGCCCGUUAACCACCUCCAAGAUGGAGCGUGGCGGGCAUAAGCGACGGCGCACAAUUGCCGGUGGGUCCACUACGCAAGACUUCGCCGCUGGUCUCUCGUUCGCCGCGCACCGCGGGCGUAGCGUGCGCGGGACGGCGUCGCCCCAGAUCGCUGGCCUCUCACUUCUCAACUCCAAAGAGGCAGAAGAAGACGGCCCCGUAUCGCCCCUUGCGAGCGAGGAGAGCCACGCUUCCCAGCUCAUCGCAAUGGGCCAGGGACGGUGGGGUCCCCGCGGCGGGUCGUCUAGCACCUCCCAACUCUCGCAAGUGAGCGAGGUAGCUGCCCCGGCAGUUGCCCCGAAGGGUGCCGGCCGAAAGGUCAACGAGCUUCCCACCUCGACACAGGGCCAGUUCCCAGGCUACGACUGCAAGCCGCCGUACCCGUAUCACGAGAUGAUCCGGUUCGCGAUCGAGGCCGCGCCCGAUAGAAAGCUCCAGCUCGCGCAGAUCUAUAGCAGCAUCGCUGAGCGUUUCCCCUUCUUCAAGACGCUUGAUGAGAAGAAGACAGCCGGGUGGCAGAACAGCAUCAGACACAACCUGAGUCUCAAGAAAAUGUUCGUGCGCGUAAACAAGGCAGACGGCACCGACGAGGGUGGCAAGGGCGGGUGGUGGACGGUCCAGCCUGGCGUGCCGGAUGAGGGGCGACCUGGCCGCAAGGCCAAGGCGAAGCGCGCCAAGGCCGAGGCCGAGAGCGGGCCUGCUAGUUGGACCAGCACAGCAGUGGGCACGCCCGUCCCGCCAGGCGUCAAAAUCGCCCCGUCGCCGGCACCGAGCGUCGCGACGCUCCCGGGCCCCACACCACGGCCAACACCAAGCCCUGCCGUGACGCGCCUACCAUUGCCAAAGCUUGAACAGCACAAGCUCGAGCCUCUUGGGCGGCCCAUCGCACCCAUGGCCCCGCAGCCACUGGCGCCGCUUGCGCCACAAACCCAGGGCCAGAGGAAUCCUACCACUGCACUUGCCCCGAAUGGCGCCCCCAAUAUCGCACCAUACCCCCGCGCACCAACGAUGAGCGCAACAGCCGGAGACCCGUUUGUUGACGAGAAGAGCUCCUAG